Molecule: messenger RNA, 1056 nt
Organism: Cladocopium goreaui
Lineage: Eukaryota; Dinophyceae; Suessiales; Symbiodiniaceae
Source: the annotation of a GenBank genome assembly
AUGCACGGGGGGUCCAUUUCCCCGGGUGAGAUCAAGAAAAUGUUAUCUUCCCAGCUGGAUCGGGUCAAAGUGACUGAGGAAAUCUUUGUGAAAUUGAGGAAUUGCAUCGCUUCCAACACCGGCAUCAAGAAUUUGCAGCAUGUGCAUCAGUUUGAGCGAGAUGCAAUCAAAGUUCUCCUCCAACAGAACCCCAGUGAGCCUGUGCAGAGCCAGGCAUGUGCGCUUGUUGAAAAGAUGCAGGACUUAUCCGGAGUAAAGUUGACCAGUGAAUUUGACUCCUACCCUUUGCAGUCAGCCGAUGCAGAUCUCCUGAAAGAACAUGGUUUCGAAGUCGGCUGCCAUGUGUCACGGAAGGAUGGAAUUCUAGCAAAAGUCCAAGCUUUUGAGGAUGGUACCUCCAUGGUUGUCCUAGCUAUGGAUGAUGCCAAAGGUGGAAGCAAGGUUGUGAAGGUGGACGCCGCUAGCUUUUUGAAAGGCCAGUGGACGAAGUACCAGCCCAAGGCCCUGCCCCAGUACAUGGAGAACUGGUGGGGUCCAAGUUGCUUGGAGCACAAAGACUCCUCGUACGUGAAGGGGAAGAUUGCACAGGAGCUGAGACAAGCUACCAUAUGUAGCUGCAAGCCAUCAGCGCUUCUUAUACGCUGCAAGCCAGGGAAAGGAGUCAUUGCCGCACUGAAGUUCGGCAAGGGACAGCUGAAGCUAUUUCCCUUCACUAACCGGGUUGAUGCCGGUAAGGGAGGUGAUGGGGCAGUUCUGGUGACCACAGUGGGUGGCAUGGAGUUCUACCUGCGCCAGAGCACUGGCAUCACUGUGCCAUUCUGGCACGUGGCUUCGGUUGCCGAUGCAGCCAUGGCCAAGAUGGAGAUUGUGCCUGCCAAGAACAAAGAUGGGCUGCUCGAGGGCAUCAAGAUUCCCUAUAUGCGGAACAUUGCACCUUUGGAGCCCGACACCGAGCUGUUGAUCUACAAGCCGCCCAGCAAGACGCGCGUCAGCACUGAAUCCUUGGACAAGCUGAUCCCAGCGAAGAGACUUCAUGGCAAGGAAAAUCUGAGCUAG